AUGGGCAACAAGCUCUCCUGCAGUUGCGCACCCCUAAUCAGAUCAAAGACGUAUCGGUACGAGGACAGCCCAUGGCAGGCCGGUGCCAAGGGCGCGAUGGGCGGCGGAGGACGCAGGGGUGACACUGGCCACUUGCUCAGGUGCGGAAGCUUAAGAGAGAGGAAGAGGCUGUGGGCCGAAGUGUUCCAUGUAAACUCGAGCGGGGGUGGGACCGUCAAGUGGCAGCAGGUGUCCGAAGACCUGGUCCCGGUGAACAUCACUUGCAUCCAGGACUCGCCGGAAUGCGUCUUCCAUAUCACCGCGUACAACAGCCAGGUCGAUAAGAUCCUAGACGUGCGGUUGGUCCAGCCAGGUACGCGCAUCGGCCAAGCGUCGGAAUGCUUCGUUUACUGGAAGGACACCGUGACAAAUGACACGUGGGGGCUGAACUUCACGUCUCCCAUAGACGCGAAGCAAUUCAGAGAAUGCUGCUCACCGUCGUUCAAGAUUUCAAGGAAAGCGUCCUCUUCUUACUCGUUGAAGCUCGAGCCACCGAACAAGCAGAAGAUCAAAACGCGCCGAAAGCCGCUGUCGACGCCGGCCUCGCCGAGCCGAUCCAAAGAGCCUCAGUGCACCUGCAUGACGCCGGAACAGUUCGCCAGACUGCGCAGCCAAGACACCAGAUAUCGAAGUCCAUGCGGGCCGUCUACACUUCCACGGACCAUGGGGCGAUCCACGGAAAUGGACAUGCCGGGACGAGACAAGAUAACAGCGGCCACAUCCAGCGCAUCCCUCUACGACAACGUUAACAAUACUAGCUCAACACCUGGGAAAACACCAAAGGCCGGCGACUUGGCCAAGCAGAAGGAGAAGCAGAUCGAGACGUGUCAGAUAAUCCCGAAGACUGCCAACGUUGGAAUCGGAACGGUCACAGUAGGAUCACAGAUCGACAGUCCCGACGAGAAAGGCUCUGCGAUAUCGCCGAAGAAGCCGAAGCAGAGCCAGGACACGUCCACGCAGCAGAACGGCAUCGAGCUGCUCAAGUCGGAGGGCACUCAGGCCGGCGGCACCCUGCAGAUCAAGUCGCUGCGCAAGGAACAGCUCCACCACACCAGAUCGGCCGACUACACCGAGCUAGAGAUGCACAACGGCAACCUCUUCAACAUCGUUAACAAUAAUCACGGCGGCCACAGGUCGAAGAGCAAGAGCACCGACGACAUGCGGAUCGAGAACGCCCAGAACGGCGGCAUCAGCUUAGACUCGAACACCCUGAAGCGCAUGCUGAAGCCGAUGCCGAGCAUCGACAGCCCGGUGACGUCGCCGGAGAUGACGAGAAAACGUCACAACCACCACAGCUAUCACUACCAUCCGAGCAAUAACAAUCAGAAGUACAUGAUGCAUGAGGUCGACAACGAGAAUUAUGCGCAUCCGUAUCGCGCGCCUUAUAACAACAAGUUCCAGGGUUCCAGGAGCGCCCACGAUAUGAGUCGGCAAUACUCCGGCGGCAGAGGCAGGACGUACUUAGAUUCGGAACGUAAUCGGUGCACAGGUGACAUGUCGCCGCCCUCGGACAAUAUCAUCUUCGAUAACCAGUGCUAUGCCACCACGCCGAGCUCGUCGAACGGCAACUCCGACAUGGAGCAGCCGAACCACUGCAACUCACGCCGCUGCAACGGCGGCCAGACAUAUCAGCAGAGCAUGCAGUCGGUGUCGACGCCGGGCAGCCCGACCAGCCGGCUGCUCCUCGAGUACGAGAUGCAUCUCAGGAACACCCUCGCCAAGGGCAUGGACGCGGAGAGCUACAGCCUGCGCACGUUUGAAGCCCUGCUCACGCAGAGCAUGGAGAACUUGGAAUUUGCGGAGAACAUACCGUUGAACGUUCAGCGCACGCCCCACGCUUCACGAAGACGCUCCAGCUCCAACAAGUCGUCGACCCUGCCGCUGUCUUAUCGCUACUGCAACGAGAGGCAGAACAGCAAGGACCGCGACGGCUAUUACAGCGAUCGCAACGAGAUGGUGAGAGAGAAGAGAGAGCGAGACCCCGAUCGGGAUCGCGGCUAUCUCAGCGACUACAACUCUAGAUGCGCCAGCUGCAUCGGGGAGUCCGCGCGCGCACAGUGGUUCCGGCAUUCCGACGGAUGGCAGUCCGGCAGCUCGACCUUCGGCUCCGGCGCCUCGAGUUCGAUAAAUCCAGGAUACUCGGGACACAAGAGAGAAUCGCCCUGGGAGUCUCUGCCGUCCCUGAGACACGAGGGCAGUCUCAACGAUAGCGGUUACAAGUCCAAUCGGACUGACUCGCUCGAGCAAAGAGGUACUUUCGACAGGCAGGACAGCGUCAGAUCUGACUACAUGCCCGACCGGGAUGGCAGAUACGGAAUCGUUCAACAAGCCUCAUUGGAGAGCACCGACUCGAGGCUCUGCUACUUGACGUCUUCCGAAAUGUCGGACGAUGAUAGGAUGUCACUCACCACCGCCGUCAGUGACGAUGACGACGGCGAGAGUGGUAUACAUUCGCCCUAUCGGAAGCAGACCGGCGGCACGGCUGCAAAUUCGUUCAAUUGCACCGGCGCAGUUCGGAAGGCGGGAUAUCUCAGCGUGAAGAAAUGGUUGCUGCGCAAGAAGCAUCAGAUCGAGCUGGCCAAGAAGAGAGGCUGGAGGGGCUAUUACGUCUGCUUGAAGGGGACCACGCUCCUCUUCUACCCCUGCGAGUCGCAGGAGAGCAGGGCCAUGGAGGCCGCACCUAAACAUCUGAUCAUCGUCGACGGUGCGAUUAUGCAGCCGAUCCCCGAGCACCCGCGCAGGGAUUACGUAUUUUGCCUGAGCACCGCGUUCGGGGACGCCUAUCUGUUCCAGGCGCCGUGUCAAGUGGAGCUGGAGAACUGGGUGAACAGUAUUCAUUCGGCGUGCGCCGCCGCGUUCGCGCGUCAUCGCGGCAAGACCGGCACGCUGCAUCUGCUGCAGGAGGAGAUCUUCCGUCUGGAAAAGGCGAUCGAGUCGGACCACAAGAUGAAGCACAUGGCGGAUCUUCAGCAAUCGGUGGUUUCCGACGUCGAUACCAAGCAGCAGAUCAACAAUCAAAUAGUACAGUGGGAGGAGAACUUGGAGCGGCUCCACUGUGAGCAAUUCCGCCUGCGGUGCUACAUGGCCAGUUUGCAGAGCAGCGAACUGCCCAAUCCGAAGAGUCUACUGACGCACGUGUCUCGCGCCACGAAGCUAACGCUGAACAUGCUGGGUAUCUCGUGUAGCGUGUUCAACGUGUCGUCCUUCCACGCGUUUAUCUGCGCGCGUAGCCCGUCCCUGCUAAAUAAUUUAUUGGCGGGUCGCGGAGCAACGAAGAGACGACCGCCGCUGCUGUCGAGAUCGAACAGCGGCUCCAGCAGGCGGUCGCUGCAAAUCUCGUCCAGGGACGAGGAGAAGAGCGUGAAGGUGUCCGUGCCAGAAAAUCAGGUACGAUCGUCAGGACAUCGGCUGGUCUCGGUGUUCCUGCGUGACGCCAUGACCGUGGAGGAGUUCCUGGCGAGCGCGUGCACCAGGAAGAAUCUCAAUCCGAUGGAGCACUUUGUGCGCGUCAAGAAGCGCCGGGAUAUGGAGGACCAUAACUACUUUGUGCCACCUAGGACUGAUUUGAUAGAAACUUAUUUGCAUACGCAUGAAAUCGUGGAAGUCUGUGCCAAGAUUUUAUAUCAAGUGGAAUUGCAAAGAAACACUUUAGAGCAAAUGUGGGGCUUCUCCGUCGAGGCGGAGCUCAUAGAAAACGCCGAUAGGCAGGACGAGCUCUGCUGCUACGUUAGUAGAGUGGAAGACAAGAGCGUCGCCAUGCAAAACGGAAUCAUUAAGGGCGACGAGAUUAUGAUAAUCAACGGCUCGGUCGUAAGUGACCUGGAUAUGAUGUACUUGGAGAGCGUUCUGCAGGAAGAGGUGGGUCUCUGCAUGAUGAUGCGAUCCUCCAGGACGGAGCCGCCGGAUCUCACGGGCAUUAUGCGAGUCACCGAUGACAUAAUUGACAGCCUGGUCUGCCCGCCGCCGCCCACCGACCCGCCAGUAAUCAGCGAAGAAAUGAUUUCCGGUCUGAUUGUGCCGGCACCCGGAUGGAGUAAGGAGAACAUUGUGCAGGAAUGUUCGUCGGCCGGUCACAUGGAUAACAAGCAGUCCUCGCGCACAAAUUCCUUCGAAAUCGAGAACCUCCUGAAGACUGCCGAACAAGUGACAGGGAUCUGCCGUUCUCCAGGUGAGACCAGAAAGUCGAGUCCCACCGGAAGCGUCGUCAGUUCCCACUCGCAGGCUCUCACACCGAGCCGGCAGCUUAGCGACGCUGAGAAGCUGAAGAAAGUGAUUUUAGAACUGAUUGAGACUGAACGGACUUACGUAAAGAAUUUAAAUAAUUUGCUGGAGAACUACUUGGAACCCCUUAAACGCGAGACCUUCCUGUCGAACGCGGAGAUCAACGCGCUGUUUGGUAAUAUCCAGGAAAUUGUAACGUUUCAACGACAGUUCCUGCAGAAUCUCGAUCACGCCAUCGAGAUGGAGGUCGAUUUCAAUAACUUUGACCAUCCGAGUCAAUUUAAGGGAGUCCUGUUUUCCAUUGGAAGUGCCUUCUUAUAUUACGUAAAUCACUUCAAGCUGUACAGCUCGUUUUGCGCCAGUCACUCGAAGGCUCAGAAAGUUUUACAUCCAAACGAGGGAAAUCAAGCUUUACAAGAGUUCCUGCAAGCGAGAAAUCCUCGGCAGCAACAUUCGUCGACCUUAGAAUCGUACUUGAUAAAACCUAUACAAAGAAUACUCAAGUAUCCGCUGCUGUUGCAACAGCUUAGGAACCUCACCGAUGAACGAAGCGAAGAACACCAACACUUAAUCGAGGCGCUCAAAGGCAUGGAAAAGGUGGCGGAGCACAUAAACGAGAUGCAAAGAAUCCACGAAGAAUACGGCGCUAUUUUCGAUCACCUGUUUAGGCAACACCAAAAGUCGUGCAAACAGUCGAUCGACCUAAGUCCAGGAGAUCUUUUGUACUACGGCGGCGUCGAGUGGCUCAAUAUUUCCGACUUCCUCGGCAAGAUAAAGAAGGGUCUGGAGCUGCAUGCGAUGUGCUUCGUAUUUAAAUCGGCCGUCGUGUUCCUGUGCAAGGAAAGGUUGAGACAGAAAAAGAAGCUCAUGGGAGUUUCGACGAAGGCUAAUUCAAGCGAGGUAGAAAUCAUCCGUUACCAAGUGCUGAUCCCGGUGACAGAAGUCCAGGUCAGGGCCAGCUCCGCCAAGGAUAUGGAGUCCCACUUCUUGUGGGAAUUGAUUCAUCUAAGAAGUCAAUUACAAAGGAGGCCGGAGAAAGUAUACGUACUCUCCAACAGUACGACGGAGUUCCGUAACGCGUUCCUGAAGACGAUUCGGCAGAUUAUUCGUGAAUCGGUGAGAAACAUGAACAUACCCUCGACGAAGCAGAAUCUCAGCCAUGCGUCGAUGUCGAUGGCACCGCGAAUGUCGACCGGCCACGUGGAAAAAUUUAACAAGCAACAAGCCAGUCAAGGACAGGCGCAGAACGGAAAAGACGUGACCACUACGCUCUCGAAGAAGGCGAUGAAGCAGCAGCUGCUGUCCAGUUCGCACAAGCGCAAAUACAGCCACUCGAAACAGCCGGUGGAGCACGAGAGCUCGGAGGAUAAGGACCAGGAGGAUGCGCCGGUUCCCCAGCAGCAGACAUUUCGCUCCAGGAGCAAGACCAUAAGCGACACUUCCGGCGAGGUGAAGGUCGAGAUGGAUUCGGGUACAAAGUCGGAAGGUGAGGAAGACUCGCAGGUUUUUUUAGGCGAGAAGAAGACGAACCUCGGCCGCACACCUAAUCAUCUGACGCUAAGCACCACGUCGACCAUCUCGGCGGGGAGUACUGGCAGUCAAGCUAGAUUGAUUCAGUCUUCCCAUCAGCCUGAGAACUAUCAACCUAUUUCCGUCAAGGAACUUGGUUCGCCGAUCUGGAAGCCACGGGAGACGUCGUCCUCCCUGGGGGAGGCCACCACGUUGCCGCGCAAGGGUAAGUCGGCUGGCGGACACGAGCUCGCGGAGAUGAGCUCGAGCCAUAGCGCCUCCCGAAAGUCUCUGAUAGAAAUCAACAAUUGUGCUCAACAACCUAACUUUAAUAAUCACGUUUAAGUUGAAUAAUAUCGAGGCUGACUCGCUAACGAGGUAAUACCGUUAAGUUACCACCGCCAUUAAACGCGACCGGCACCACCACAACCACCACAAUCACCACCACCACCACCACUACUACCAUUAUCAUCACCACCGACAUCACCUACCAUCUACCACAACCGAGCGUAAUAUACAGAGAUAAUUAUCCGGUUAAUGCGAUAAUCACGAUAACGAUACGCGAGGAGCACGCAUCUGCCGCCCACGUGGAAAUUCGCGAAGACUGCGCUUUCUCCCUUUGCUCUCUUCCUCAUUUCGUCUUCCAGCAGGAAAUUCGUAUAUGCUUGCGUGCGUGCGUGCGUGCGUACGACGCAGUCGACUGUACCAUUUGUACGAGAGCAAGCGAGAUGCUUGACCGGGCUUCCUCCUCGCUCUGGAGAAUCUGAUCGGACCCGAGUAUCUCCUCCUUCCUUCUUCUCUUGGCGGUCGACAUAUUCAAAUAGUUAAAAAAGUAAAAAAAAAAUUAACGACGUAAUAUUAAAGUUAAGCUAAAGGGUGUGUCAUUAAAUUAAGAUAAGAAUGUCAAAGACUUAUGGUAAAUAGUUUUGAUUUUGACAAUCGCAACGCGGACGGUCGAUCCCGAAGCCAUGGAAGGUCGAGGCGAUGCCGAGCAGAUCGCUGGCUCUGAAAACGAAUAAUCCGAUGGCGAAUAACGAAUCGUUAACGAAUAGCCGAUCUUGGUGAUCGAGCUAAAGACUAGAUCCAAAUAACGGAGAAUCUCAAUUAUAAGACUUAAGCUCAUCCUGCUUACAAUUAAUGAAUAGUUAGCUUCAUACGCUUCAUUUUAUACAUAUUGUUUCUUAUUAGUUUCGGGCUCUCCCUUUUUAUUACGGGUGUAAGAAAUUGCGACUGUAUUCAAUUUUAAAUAUCUUUAGGGGAAGUCUUUGUGUGCGUUUCAAGUUAAAUCAAGCAUAAAGUUUUGGUAUCCAGUUUUAUACUCGCAAAAAUUUAUUUAUUUAAACAUAAAAGGAUGAUAAUUUUUUUAUGCUGGCCGAUAAUUUAUAAAUAUAUAAAAUAAAGCGCUUUCCAUAUUGCAAGAUCCUGUACGUAUAAGUACACGCAGAAAAGGAAGAAACUCUAAGGCGAGAUUAAACAGUCGAGACUGUUAGAGCAACGUGCCUGAGAGAUCUAGGAACGAUGGGUCAAGCCGUCGCUUCUCGAAUACGUAUUUCCGAUUUAACAGCAUCCGCCGGCAUAAAGUUUCAGCGUGUCGCCAGCUUUACGAGAUUCGGUUGUCUUUUCGAGAGUCGCCGGUGAUCGAGGGCUCCGUCCCUCGAUCCUGUCGAUCCCAUUUUCCGCGUGGACGGCGGCGCGGAUGGCCCGGGGAGAUAAUCGACUCUGUAAAUAAUGUAAUAAUGAUAUUUGUCGUCACAUACCACGUCACUAUGAUUACGCCGUUACCACGAUCGCGAUCGAGCGCUCGCGCGUGGGCGCGCCCGUCACGUCGCUCCCCGUCGUUCCACACCCCACGUUCCCCACAUCCUCCCAUUUUUUUAUUAUUAUAUGAAACCGUCGUGAUGCGCGUCACGCCAUUGACGAUCGCCGGGUGACGUGAGGACCGUAAGGGUAGUCGGAGAGAGGCUUAUAAGAUCCACGUUUAAAAAAAAGGGGGGAAGAAGAAACAAGAGAUCGAAGGUGCGAUUCGCGCGCGUAGCGAGUAAGUCUUAGUUGUUAAAGAGAAAUCAAUUAAGAUAUGUCGUGUGUGUGUAUAUAUAUACAUGUAUAUACACGCACACAGAAAAUAUAUGUAUACAUACUAUAUAAUAUAUACGAAAUAUUAUGUGAGAAAGAAAGAAAGAGAGAAAGCGAGAGAAAGGGUAGAUUUGUGAAUUGCAUUGUAACGUCGUCCACGGUCCCCUCCCCCAAAAAAGAAAUAAAAAAAAACGUUCCGCCGCGUGUUAACCUGUUUUCAGGGUCGAGCAUCCUCGCCAAUAUAGCAGACUUUAUUUUUAACGUUACUUAAGAUACAAAAGAGAGCGAGUGAAAGAGUCUACGUGUGUGCAUGAGUGAAAAAGGGAGAAAAAUGAGAGAGAGAGAGAGAGGGAGAGAAAUAUAGCGAGAAAGAAAGAGAGAAUGAUAAUCAGAGUGCUCGAGACCGAAGCUACGAAGUGAGAUGCGCCGGUGUAACGACGAUGCGUUAAUGGCCCGUGAUUAGUAUGCAAGGAGAAUGAAUGAGAGAGAGAGAGAGAGAGAGAGAGAGAGAGGGAGGGAGAAAAAGAAAGAGGGGGAGAGAAAGCGAGAAAAGGCGCACACUCGUACUUUAAAACGUACACAUUGAAUUUUAGGGACGGCGAGUGGUAUUGGCACUGGAACCUUUCACGAUAAUCCGACACAUAUACCGCGUUGUUAAUGGGUAUUACGAUAAAUUAAGAAUGGUAUCGAAGGAUUAAUACGUGUAAAUUAGACGACAGAAAGUAUCCACAUAGACGUAUACCUACAACCAGAAAAAUAUGUAUAAAUAAAAAUAUAUAUAUACACACACACACACUUACACAUACAUACACAUACACACUUUCACACACGGCAUGCAAACGCUUCGAGCAUAAUUGGUGGUGAGAGCUGGGGGUGUUCUCCAAAGAGAGGAUAUCUUCUUGAAACGCACCGUGGGGUUUAUUCUCCGAAUGUUUUUCGCGAGUGUCUCAAAACAUGCCGGCACUAUUCCCCAAGAACCUCCCAAGAGACCCCCUGGGAACCUUCGGGGAAUAUUUCCCAGAGGACGGGAGAGCGUUCGAAGGUUCACCGAGAGAUUCCGAAGAACAUUCCGAGAAUAUUCUUCCGCCACCUCUCAUCACCACGCGCGCAACCUGUGUGCAUACUCGAGGAAUGUGGAUGUUGCGCACAACGACGUGAUCGAUCAGCCUUAUCGGACGUGAAGGGAGACGUUUACGAAUUCGCGGCGAUCGCGAUCCUUCGGUCGAGAGUCUUCGAUUCUGGUAUCGUUCCUUUAUCUAUGGUUCCGCAGCUGCGAAAUUAGCACUGAUCACUGUAAACCGGUUAGCGGACUCGGAAUCACAUAUUAUGAGCUUAGAUCUUCCUCAACGUCUACUUGACGUUGGUACUCUCUAAAUUUGUUGGAGUGGAAUCUCACUCUUUUGGAGUGAGAUUUGUGACAGUUUCGCUUAUUCUGCUGAUUGUCACGAAAGAACCGUCCCGGCCCGAUGAUGACUGGGUCCCUUACUUGCCGGGCUAUCGUGAUCUUACGAGUUCGACGGCCAUCCAGUGGUGGAAUACCGUAAAUAACUUUAAGUUGGAGUGAAUAUUGGAGUGCUGGCGACUUUACUUAAAAAAUAGGAGUGAAAUUUUUCACUUUUUGUCUUAGAGUGAAUUAAUUCACUCGAAUAGAGCGAGGUGGUCAGUGACACCAUGAUUCGAGUGAAAAUUUCACUCCAAAAAUUUUAGAGAGUACGACGUUAAAAUUCAAGCCUCUGUAUCGAUAUCGGCCGGCACCGAUCGCACCGGUAUCGCUUACGAUCAUUAUCGAGAGACUUUCCGCAGCGAUAUAUUGUAACGGAGAUCAAUCGGAGGUGUAUACGGAAUUAUCGUUUAGAGAUCGUUAACGUCCUUGGGCUCGGGAAUCGACGAUCGUUUGCUGGUCGUGGACGAAGGACUCAAUUGCCAAUCAAUGGAAUUUGAUAUAGUCAUAUCGAGUACUGACACGCAUACGCACAUAUUCAACACACCGUCGCCCGUGACGGUCCGCGAUCCGAACGCGCUUCAACGGGCUGUCUUUGUGUUUGAAGUGAAGCAUACUAUUAUAUAAAUAUUAUUAAAUAAUAUUUUGAUAUUAUAAUAUUGUAAUAUUACGAUAUAUUGCACAGCGUUAUAAUAGUAAAAUAUUAUACAACGUUAUAUUACAUAUAAGUUUAUGACAGACAAACGAAAGGGAUCGAGUCGUCAAUGUUGCGCGCAACAUCUGGGAGAAAAAGCAAGAGACUUCGUUCUAAAAAUUUGUGAAACCGCUCGAUCGAAAUCGCCGGGAUUCAAUGACGUGACGAAUGUUUCCACAUUGACGCCUUUCGGAAAAGACGAUCGCGUCGAUACGAGAGAGAAACAAAAUGUCGUAUUAAUACGUAUUCGCGAAAUCGCGUCAAUUAUUAGUAUAUUUCCGAGGAGUGUAAUUAUACGAGUACUAAUUAUACCGGCCGGGAUACUAUUGUACAGUGUGCAUAGGCUGACGAAGGCGGGAACGGCGGUGACGCGUUUGAUCCUUUCCUUUAUCCUUCGUGGCGAACCGCGGGAAUUUUAUCCGUAAUGUCUGAUGAAUGUUUUAUCGAACGCUGUAAUAUUGCUUCCAUCUCGGGCGCGUUACCAUGCAUGCUGAUGUGCGUGUUACAACAGAGAUUUCUUACGAUUUUACGAAUCACCGCGGAUACCUCUGCGACACGUGCGUGCUUUCACGAAAUUGCGUCAAGUGGUAAAAUUCGUCAGCUUGGCUGCCAGUCGUCUCCUACGUUCGUGAUGACUUUAUAAAAAUUGUGUGCUGCUUUUCGCGCUUCACAUUACAAUUGUUGGGUCUAUUAAGAGUAUCGUAUUCUUUCGCAUCACAUGUUGCGCUCAUUUUCAUUAUGUCAGCGACAUUAAUUUCUUAAUAGAAAUAAUUGAAUUUCAACGAUCGCACAUUUUGUGCCAUAUACUUCGGUCAUAUCUCGCAAAUUAUUUUAAAGUCGUCAAUGAAGCACAAAAGACCGGAGCUAUUAUUUUCAGGAAAGAGGGACAGGCAGUCGAGAACGUGGGAAUCAAUUACAUCCUGCAAAUUCUUUUAUGCUGAAAAAUCGAUCGGGCGUUCGCCGAGGUUUAUCUCGAAGCACUCGCGACAAGAAUGACAGGGGCUCUUUCUUUUUUCUUCCGCUCGAAGUCGAGUAUGCCAUUAUGCACGGAUCCUGCCAUUCUGCGCGAAAGUAAUCUACCGAAAGACAGAAUUGUCAGCGAGAAUUGAACUGUAAAAUCGCGACACUCGAGAACGUGGAAUUUAUGUCAGCGAAGAAAUUGCUGCGGCGAGACACGCCGUUCCUCGGGGGGGAAAAACACGUCGGAAUCUUCUUUCCUUUGUUCAUCGGAGAAUAUGUGUUGGAAAAGUGACGAACGUGGUGCCAAAAUUGUCGUAUAGCAAUAAUUAGUAGGAUUAAUAUCAGACUGACUCAUAAUAGUGUUCAAGCGCGGGAGUUCGUCUAAAGGUGAGGUCUCAAUGGGGACUUAUCGCGAUUAGCAGUCGUAUAACUUUGACAAUUAGUACCUGCUGGUCUUUAAUCGCUGACUAAAGAGUUGUGCCCAACACCAAAGGCGCACGUAAAAAUAGAAAUUCAAGAGUUACUACAGAAGCACGCUAACGUAUCGACAUAAAUAAAUGGGAAUUUACGUAAAAACUUAACGCAUUGAAAGAAAGAUAACAUUAUCUCGAAUGACUUCAGUGACUCAGCGCUGCGAUUUUACAGUUUGACUUUCCUGAACGAUUAAUUACGAUAAGCGGAACGAGUUCGUUAAUCGUAACUUUUUCGGAUUAUAAAGCCAUUGUUAAUUUUUGCUCGGACAGACGAGUUGCUAGGAAAUUGCUGUCUAAAAUAAUGACGCGAGUUAAAAUCAUUUUACUUCGGAAUGAAUUCUCCUGAUUUAACGCCAGAAGUGUGUUUUGUAGAAUUUAAUUGCGAGGAAAAAUUGAGACGCGUAGUUUUAGCGAUUUUAGAAUUCAACCUUUUCUAGAUUAAUUUCAAUCGCUCGGAAGCUCGUUGUGGCAAUAAAGAGGAUGGCAGGAAACGGGAGAUACGAACAGAUACCCAUCACGUAAACGGGCACACGUGGACACAAUUCACGUGCGAUCGCGCGAGACACGUACACGAAACAGUCACACACAAAUAUAUCUAAUAAGGCAUCGGUUAAGAUCUGACAGCGAAAAAAAAAUAAUAAGAUACCUACUUACUAAUUACUAUAGGCGAGAACACACGUGCAGAUUUAAGGGAAAAAAAAACUUACGGAGGACCUUCUGUUGCUCGAAUUAUUGCAUUGUCUACUAUAUAUAAAUUUUAUUGUAUAAAUUCUGUCGAGAGAGGGGCGCCUCCGAGCGAGAGUCGAUGUUUCUUUUUCUCCUCGACCCCCGUGUCCCUCCCUGUCGGAGGAUCUACGAGGACAUUCGAGAGAAAGAGGCCGAGGAAAGUGCGUGGCACACCGAGGAGCCGCGCUCGCGGAUAACAGCGAUUGUAUUUAAGUUACUGUCGCGAGAUACAUCGAAAAGGUAGCGUUUCCCAUAGUUGACGACUCCCGAAAAUUAUGUUCCAUUCGAGCCUCGUGGAGGACAAUCUCGAAUGUCCAUAGAUGGCCUGCGAUAAAUGCGAAAGUCUGUUUAUCCUUAUCCCAACGCGGGCAUUAUCUCUGAUAAAUGUUAAGUCCAGCCCGCAGCUGUGUAAACAAUGUAGAAAGCACGAUUGUGCAUUCGAAGUGCGGAUACGCUCUCUUCUAUCACGCACGUAUAGGUGACGUUGAAAAGCGCCUCGCCGCCGCCACCUUAUCGCGGCCAGGUGUCUUCUAGCCGGAGUUAAUCGGGCUUAAGAUAGUGCCUCGCAUUUUUAUCCUUAUCUUCUCACUUAAGAAAUCUUAUGAAGAGUUUAAAAACAUGAUAUUAUCAAAGGUUAAGGUUCAUUCAAUACAGUCGUUUCUAAGAACACGCGCAAAUGUACGUUCUUUUUUUGAUCUAUUAUCUCCAAGAAUCAUUUUGUCACGCACGUUACAUUCGCCGAAGCUCCGUGUGCGAAUAUUAAGAUAGGAAAAAGAAAAGAAGCGCGAAAGGCGAUGCUAUAGUCCGCUGACGCUUAAUCUUUUAUAAAUCUUUCUUCCCAAUCAGCAGUAAAAAGAAGACGUAAUAAUAUAUCCCGCAGAAAGCAGGCGAGUGAUUAAAUGACCGUUAAAAAAAAUAGAUCCUUUCGCAUAAAUCGACGCCAGAUAUUUACGCCCAGUAUCCGUUGGGUAUUCAAUAAAAAUAGUUUGCGAGGAGGGUCGAACGAGAGUCACCAGCCGGAUUGCCCGCGAUUGCCGACGGACCCAACCCCACGUUUGCGCACUUUCCUCGGCGACAAGUCAGGAGAGAACAAAAAUCGAACAGGGUCGAGACACUCCAGCUCGGAGACGUAUCCCAAUAGUUGGCCUAGUACCGAGUUUCAUAUUUUUCGCCCCCCCCCCCCCCAACCGGGUACGCAGUGGAUCGUCGAACGAUUGAUCGUCUAUUGUAUGAUUAUUGACAUUCUUCCAGAAAUUUUAUUGAUAGAUAUAUAUAUAAACUUUAUCGCUACCGUUGAACAUAGUAAUAUUUGGGGGUAUAUACGAUUAGGGCGAUACCUUGGGUAUUUAUUGGGGACACUGAGAAUACUAUAUUGAGAGAAAGAAAACGAGAGAAAAAAAAUAAAGGGAGAAUAAAAGGUGAGAGAGGGGUCUGAGAGAGGAAUGAGUUGGUAGGAUUAUUAUAUAUAUAAAUAUAUAGGAUAUAUAAGAGAAAAAGAAGAGAGAGAGAGAGGGAGAGGAGGAGACGUUAGGGGUUGAAGAAAAGGACGGGGGCGGGUGAUAACGAAACGAAGAUGAGAUAGUGUGUAACGAUGUAAUGAGUCUUUCCGUAGGAAACGCGAAAAGGACGGAGAUAUAUACGGGGACGAGUCUCUUCCUUGCGUUGAACGUAAAGCGAGCGGGGCGGGUGGCGAGAACCAAGGAUGAGAUUAAAUGUUGCGAGCGUAUGCGAGCGGGAAUAUAUAUGGUACGUGCAAGAGAGAAAGAGAGUAUAAAAAGAACCCUUUAUGUUUUCUCAACUCGUUACGUGAACGGUACGUUAGCAUGGGGAUAUAUUAUGAUUACGAUGAUUGCUAUAUUCGUUGUUAUUGUUCCUCGGUUGUAUGCGGAGACGUUUAAGAGUGAUCCAUUUGUACAAUCAUUGAGUCAUUAAAAUAUGAUUAUUCAUUAUGGAAA
Molecule: messenger RNA, 14091 nt
Organism: Vollenhovia emeryi
Lineage: Eukaryota; Metazoa; Arthropoda; Insecta; Hymenoptera; Formicidae
Gene: sif
Product: protein still life, isoform SIF type 1
Exons: 29
Coding region: 1-6114 (2037 amino acids)
Biological process (GO): activation of GTPase activity; small GTPase-mediated signal transduction; positive regulation of axonogenesis
Cellular component (GO): membrane; synapse
Molecular function (GO): guanyl-nucleotide exchange factor activity; protein binding
Source: RefSeq, a predicted model, not a curated record